This is a messenger RNA of Gallus gallus (chicken), 2940 nucleotides long. It is a transcript of the gene ADORA2B, whose product is annotated as adenosine A2b receptor. Gene Ontology annotation, molecular function: G protein-coupled adenosine receptor activity. Bases 85 to 1107 code for a protein of 340 amino acids. Lineage: Eukaryota; Metazoa; Chordata; Aves; Galliformes; Phasianidae. The transcript is spliced from 2 exons. The record is from RefSeq and is marked validated. Gene Ontology annotation, cellular component: membrane. Gene Ontology annotation, biological process: adenylate cyclase-activating G protein-coupled receptor signaling pathway; vasodilation; G protein-coupled adenosine receptor signaling pathway.
GCUGCCCCGUGGCCUGCCAGUACCUGCAGCGGAAAGUCCCUUCUGUUCUUGAACCAUUAGAGCUCCUUGCCCUGGGCUCUCGCCAUGAACACUAUGAAAACCACCUACAUCGUGCUGGAGCUCAUCAUCGCCGUGCUGUCCAUCGCUGGCAACGUCCUGGUGUGCUGGGCCGUGGCCAUCAACAGCACCUUGAAGAAUGCGACCAACUAUUUCCUGGUGUCUCUGGCGGUGGCCGACAUCGCCGUGGGUUUGCUGGCCAUCCCUUUCGCCAUCACCAUCAGCAUCGGCUUCCAGGUGGAUUUUCACAGCUGCCUCUUCUUCGCCUGCUUCGUGCUGGUGCUGACCCAAAGCUCCAUCUUCAGCCUGCUGGCGGUGGCCAUCGACCGGUACUUGGCCAUCAAGAUCCCCCUGAGGUACAACAGCCUGGUGACGGGCAAGCGGGCGAGAGGACUCAUCGCUGUGCUGUGGCUCCUGUCCUUUGUGAUCGGGCUGACCCCACUUAUGGGCUGGAACAAAGCCAUGAGUGGUUGUCCCAACUCCACCAACGAGACAGGGGCUGACCACGGGGCAGGGCACCACGGCUGCUUCAUCUCGUGUCUCUUUGAGAAUGUGGUGACUAUGAGCUACAUGGUAUACUUCAACUUCUUCGGCUGCGUGCUGCUUCCGCUCAUCAUCAUGCUGGGAAUCUACAUCAAGAUCUUCAUGGUGGCCUGCAAGCAGCUGCAUCAGAUCGAGCUGAUGGGCAACUCCAGGACCACACUGCAGAAGGAGGUCCAUGCAGCCAAGUCUCUGGCCAUCAUCGUGGGACUUUUUGCCUUCUGUUGGCUGCCCCUGCAUAUCUUGAACUGCAUCACUCAUUUCCACGAGGAAUUCUCCAAGUCCAAGCCAGAGUGGGUGAUGUAUGUGGCCAUCAUCCUCUCACAUGCCAACUCUGUCAUCAACCCCAUCAUCUACGCCUACAGGAUCAGGGACUUCCGCUACACCUUCCACAAGAUCAUUUCCAAGAUCCUCUGCAAGACGGACGACUUCCCCAAGUGCACCACUGACAACAACCAGCACCUGACUGUCACCAACGUGAACGCUCCGGCUGCCUCGGUGACCAUAUGAGCUCGCACGUCCCGCUCCCAGCCUGUCCCCAUUGUACCCCUCCCUGUGCCUAUGUGAACAGUUACAGCUGGCUCCUAUGGGAGUGCUCAGAAAUGACCACUAUGCAGUUACGCAGCUGUAUUUUUACGUUUGUCAUUAACAUAGUGCCUCCUAGGGGGAUAACCUGACCAGGGAGACUGAGUGCAGUUCACCCUCUACUGUUAACCAGGUUGUGUGAGCGCUGGUGACCGUGCUGUACUUCCUUGCCAGGUCAGGUGCUGACUGUGGAAGUCCCACCUGCAGGGGGUGUUUCCCCAGUUGUGCUGCUCAUGUCAAGUCCUCGGAUCCUUAUUUUAAUUAAUGUUAUUAUUUUUUAAUCUCUUCAUUGAUAGGAGUUAUAAUUUAGUGUCUGUUUUUUUUGGGUUGUUCAUACUUGACAGCACUUUGGUAAUACCCUAAUUAUUCCAUCAAUUGUUUGAUGCAGCUAGUAUUCUCUGAUGGGAAAAAGUCUUAGCCCAGUUGCUAGUGUGAAACCGGAUCUGUGUUGCAGGCUCCGAGGGACACGACUGUGCUGAUGGCAAACAGAUCACACCUGGCCAUAUUUUUGGCCUCAGAAUGAGAGCCCUACUUACUAAAACAGAACUUUAGGGAAAGGGCUGAAUGAAGUUUUAGAACAGCAGUUUUAUUGCCUUUAAGUCACUCUGUUCUAUAGUAUAUACUAACUUGUGCAGCUGAGCGCAUCAGGUUUGAUUUCUUGUUAUUGAAAUGCAGAAGGCAGAUGUGCCCCAGCAGCCGUGGCUGGUCUGCUCUGAAGCUACCGAGGGAUAUGGAAACACUCCCUUGGUGCCAGGACCUUUUUUAUUUCCUUCCAAGUCAGUCCAAGUGCUCACCUUGCCCAGAGGCCAGUUUGCUGGAAGUGAUGGAUUCAGUUCCUGUAUAGCAGCUGAACCAUCAAAGCCAGCCACAAAGCUUGGUGAAGCACCAGUGAGCUCUGACGGGGUCUGUGCAAUGCCCACACUUGGCUCGGUAUCUUGGCAUUUCCAAGAUGAAUCUAAACAGUUAAAGCUAGUCUGAAGGAUUUCUCUUUUAGUAUCUCCAUUCAGCUUUGCUGCAUCUGCCUUGGUCAUGGUCCAGCUAACACAUGUAGCCACCUCCUGCCAUUUAGGCAGGCUUUGGCUCUCCCUUUAGUCCUUCCCCUCACUAUUAUCUUUGGCUGUGUUCCUUCCGUUAAUCAUGGCUAGAAACAAGUAGAGUUUCACCUGCAGGUCUGGCAGUGUUGCAAAGUGGUUGCAAGCCACGUUUAUCCUUACAACAAAAAAUGCAAUCCCUCCCCUCAUGCAGACUGAAAAUGAACCAAACUCUGAACAGCACAGAGCAGAGACAGAGCCAGUCUCAGGACACUGCCUGCGUGUGAUGGCACUGCAGAGUGGCACUCACUACUGCUACCUUUCAUAUGCCACUUAUGAGCCAGAAGUCCACAGACAUACAGGUUGUUCCCUUUGUAUGAACGUGCUACCGAGUUAUUAGCCAUUGUAAACUAUGGCCUGGGUCACCAUGGCAUUUAGGCACACAAAGUGACUUCAUGGAUCUGAGCCAAAGUCAUUUUAAGGAAAGAUAAAAACAGGACACCCUCUCACCCCUCCUCAAAAAAAGCUCUGAACAUUACUAUAAAAAUGUGAAGUAAAAAUGGCAGAGGAACUUUCUGUAGAGUGUAGCUGUAGACCCUCAGCUAUCACUCCUUACUGCUCUGAUGUACAUAGGAUGGAUGUGUUUUCCUCACAUUGCUCAGAUUUUGUAUUUGCCAUAACUUUGUUAUUUACAUACAAAAUGCUUAAUUUACCACCUACACAACCU